Xylona heveae TC161 is the source of this 1478-nucleotide messenger RNA. Its product is annotated as mitochondrial carrier. The transcript is spliced from 7 exons. The coding region runs from base 267 to 1325 and encodes 352 amino acids. Gene Ontology annotation, biological process: transport. NCBI's taxonomy places the organism in Eukaryota, Fungi, Ascomycota, Xylonomycetes, Xylonales, Xylonaceae. The record is from RefSeq and is a predicted model, not a curated record. Gene Ontology annotation, molecular function: transmembrane transporter activity.
UUGUGCCGAACCCCGCAAAAUCGAAAAGGAUUUGCGGAGAGGACAAUAAGAACUCGGACCCUGUGGCCCCUUCAGCGCACGCGACGACCUGACGAUCGCAUCAAUUGUGUUCUUUAGAGUACUUAUUGCUCUGGCGCCUGGCAUUUCCGCUCAUAACGACCCCUCUUGCUCCUCCAGCCCACCUUCUUUCGCUGCGGCGGGAGCUCUUCAUGGACCAUCACUCUGUGCAGGCCUUAUCGCGACUGCCUUGAGGACCUCCGGUCUUCAUGGAGCGCCAUCGUCUCGGCCCGUCAGAUAUCAAUAUGCCCGAGUCUCCUUCUACGCAUGACCCUCGCACGCUUCAUGUGCCAUAUGCCCCGCCACCUCCGACCGAGCGACCAAAGAGAUGGGUGAAACAUUACCGUACCGAGAUUGCGGCAAGCACAAGCAGCAUUUUGUCCACCUUUUCGGCCUAUCCGCUUGAUUCUGUUAAAACGCGAAUGCAAGCCUAUAAGUUUGAUAGCUUAUCUGACUGCCUGAAUCAUACCUAUCGGACCGAGGGCUUGAGAGGAUUUUGGCGUGGCGUUCUGGCACCCCUUGCGAGUAUAACCGUGGUGCGAACCGUAUCUUUCUCCAUCUACCAAAAGGCAAAAUACACAUACUCGGGAUGGCUGGAGCAACUCACGGGGACAGCGCCGCUCGUCAUUGCUAAUAUGCAAGGCAGCUACCCUAGUCUGUCGACAAUUGCAUGUUUCGGAGCAGCUGGAGCGACGAGCGGUGCUGUCAUUACAGCAAUUGCGUGCCCCUUUGAGCUGACCAAGCUGAGUGCUCAAAUUUCCGUGCUCAUGGCCCGGACUAAAGUGACGAGCAUCGACGACCCGAUUCGGGAAAGUUACCAGCAAAAGGGGACAUUAAGGACUGCACAAAAUAUCAUCAAGCAUAGAGGCGUUACUGGAUUGUAUUCGGGUUUUCAUUUGCAUUUGAUGCGAGACACAAUUGGGACGGGAAUCUACUUUAUGACAUAUGAGAGCUCAAAACAGGUGCUUGCCACCUUUAGCGACAGCUCGCCGACAUCCCCGCUGGCCGUGGUCGUAGCAGGCGGUCUUUGUGGCCUCGUCAGUUGGGCUUGUAUAUAUCCGAUUGACUCGGCGAAAAGCAUAUACCAACGAAAUUGUUUGAUGCAUAGCAAGGGGAAGCUUGUUAAAUCACCAAAGAUUGAAUUCUUUAACCGACGCAUGUACCGAGGCCUCGGAGUAUCAAUGACCCGCUCAGCACUUGUCAAUGCCAUCUUCUUCUCGUCCUUUGAAGCCGUUAAGAAACAAAUCAACAAGGUCGAAGACUAUUGAAUACGGCCGACGGCGGUCCACUCCCAUCCCGCACCAAUCUAUUCUUUCCUGUUAUUAUUCAUCAAACCAAAAUUUUCGGACCAAUUUUUGAUACACCCAGAGGACGGCAACAAGGCGAAUCGAAGCAAUGAGACUGAGUCCCAUAUUUCAGCU